This is a messenger RNA of Lachancea lanzarotensis, 1182 nucleotides long. RefSeq names its product LALA0S08e04698g1_1 (gene OLA1). Lineage: Eukaryota; Fungi; Ascomycota; Saccharomycetes; Saccharomycetales; Saccharomycetaceae. The record is from RefSeq and is a predicted model, not a curated record. The transcript has a single exon. The coding region runs from base 1 to 1182 and encodes 393 amino acids. Gene Ontology annotation, cellular component: cytoplasm. Gene Ontology annotation, molecular function: ATP binding; ATP hydrolysis activity; GTP binding.
AUGCCUCCAAAGAAACAAGCUGAGGAAAAAAAAGUGCUCUUGGGCCGUCCAGGUAACAACCUGAAGGCCGGUAUUGUCGGACUGGCUAACGUUGGUAAGUCUACGUUUUUCCAAGCUAUCACCAGAUGUCCGUUGGGUAACCCAGCGAACUACCCGUUUGCUACCAUUGAUCCUGAAGAAGCCCGUGUGAUUGUCCCAUCGCCAAGAUUCGAAAAGUUGUGCGACAUCUACAAGCCAGCAUCCAAGGUCCCGGCCCAUCUAACCGUGUACGACAUUGCCGGUUUGACCAAAGGUGCCUCUGCUGGUGAAGGUCUAGGUAAUGCCUUUUUGUCGCAUAUCAGAGCCGUCGACUCCAUUUACCAGGUUGUGCGUUGUUUCGACGACGCUGAAAUCAUUCACAUCGAAGGUGACGUGGACCCAGUGCGUGACUUGGACAUCAUCAACACGGAGCUGAGACUCAAGGAUAUCGAAUUCUCCGAAAAGCACCUUGAAAGCGUUCACAAGAUCACCAAGAGAGGUGGCCAGUCGCUGGAGGUCAAACAGAAGAAGGAAGAGGCCGCCUUGGUCGAGAAAAUCAUCGAACUGUUGAAGUCAGGUCAAAAGGUCGCCAACCAGACCUGGACCACCAAAGAGGUUGAAGUCAUCAACAGCAUGUUUUUGCUUACAGCCAAGCCCUCCAUCUACCUCAUCAAUCUAUCCGAAAAGGAUUUCAUCAGAAAGAAGAACAAGCACCUGCUCAAAAUCAAAGAGUGGAUCGACAAAUACUCCCCAGGCGAUUUGAUCAUUCCUUUCUCCGUCUGUUUGGAAGAGAGACUAUCGCACAUGACUUUGGAGGAAGCUGACGAGGAACUGAAAAACCUAGGCGUCGAGAGUGCCAUGCCUAAGAUUAUCACCACCAUGAGACAAAAGCUUGACUUGAUCUCUUUCUUUACCUCUGGUGCCGACGAAGUCCGUGAAUGGACCAUUCGUAAAGGCACCAAGGCUCCACAAGCCGCCGGAGUUAUCCAUAAUGAUUUGAUGAACACUUUCAUUCUCGCGCAAGUGAUGAAAUACGAGGACGUGAUUGAAUACAAAGACGAAGUUGCAAUCAAGGCAGCUGGUAAGAUGCAACAGAAGGGUAAGGAGUACGUGGUCGAAGACGGCGACGUCAUCUACUUCAGAGCCGGCGCCGGUAAGAACUAG